This is a messenger RNA of Diospyros lotus (date-plum), 3197 nucleotides long. Its product is annotated as BEL1-like homeodomain protein 8. The coding region runs from base 386 to 2821 and encodes 811 amino acids. Gene Ontology annotation, molecular function: RNA polymerase II cis-regulatory region sequence-specific DNA binding; DNA-binding transcription factor activity, RNA polymerase II-specific. NCBI's taxonomy places the organism in Eukaryota, Viridiplantae, Streptophyta, Magnoliopsida, Ericales, Ebenaceae. The transcript has 5 exons. Gene Ontology annotation, biological process: regulation of transcription by RNA polymerase II. The record is from RefSeq and is a predicted model, not a curated record.
GAUUCACGAGACAGACGCCGCGAACACGAGCAGAGCAGCUCACACAUUCGCCGUCAAAUCUAACGGCGCCACGCCGUUAUCUCCCCCACCCAGAAAAAGAAGGCGACUUCCUAAGUGCGUCGAACCUAACGGCCAACGAUUCGCAUUUUUUUUGGUCUCUCCCAAUUAUUGUCCUUCCUCAAACCUCUCCGAAGCUAGCGGUAGUUCCUCUCAUCGCCUCGUAGCCGGGGCAAAAUCAAGAUCUACCCUCCGGUUGCCGCCACUCGUCACCGGAAUGUACGUGCCAAAUUAUACGGGUCGGUCUGUUUGACCUAGUCUUCUCUUGGAAGCAUGACUAGGAAGAUGUAUUGAUUGAGGGUUUCUGGAAUAAUAAGGGAAUUGUUUGAUGGAGUUGGGAAACUUCAGGCCUGAAUCUCAUGUGGCGCAGCAAAGCAGGCGAGAUAAAUUGAGAGUCCAGCAAAGUUCUUCAUCCGCGCAAGGGCAGCAUUUGGAGGAGUACCCUAGCAAUCUGGAGCAAUUGUCUGUCCAUCCGGGUCUAAACCCAGAUGUUAUUCAGGUUUCUGGUGUUCGAUACGGCAAUCUAUGUUAUAAUCAGUCUAUAUUUCCCCCGGAAAUGCUCAAUUUUUCUGCAAGUUCCCAAGUUUUGGUACAUCAAGAACCGGCUGCUACUGGACCUGUUAGGCAGGUUGAUGACGAAAAUGGUUCUUUUGAUAACUCAUCCCAUCGAAUUUUGCCUGUGUUUAACGCCGCAUCCAAAGUGAGCGAUCUUCCUGUCCCACAAAAUUGUGGCACCUGGAAAAGUAUUGGUUCACAACAAAGCUGUGACUGGAUUUUGAAUUAUUCGAGUGGAUUCACGGGCAGUGAAGGCUUGAUGAAUUCUGUGAAAGCGAGCGGUAUUUCAUCAUCUGCUCUCUAUUUGAAGCCUAGUUUUAACGGGAAUCAUCAUUUACAGUCCUCUUUAACCAAUCCAUCCAGUGAUGUUUCCAGUCAAACUAGCCAAAAGCAAUAUGAGGAAAUGCAUUUUAAUCCUCCAGAACUUUACCAAAAUGCUCCAUUGGCAGUGGUUCCUGUUAAUGCGGGCACGGAAGGAUUAGAAUUGGCUUCCCUUGUGGAGCAAAAUGCCUGCCGGGAUAAUGGCCGGGCUUCUUGGACUGAAGAUGGCGGGAACGAACUUCUCCUUCUUCCAAGUUAUGGUGAUCAAGCCCAUCCACUACGCCAUAGCAACAAUUCUCCAUGGAUGACUAGGCCCGAUGAGGGUUGUCAUCGUUGGAGCGGCGAAAUGGGCUUUCCAGAAAAUAAGGGUAGUAGAGACUUGAGGACAGUGGCCAGUGAUUCGAAUACACAAGGUCUAUCUCUAUCUCUUUCAUCAGUUUUGCCGUCUACAACAAAUGCAAAUCGGUUUGGAGAAAAUGUGCACUCUGGAACUAGUGUUUUCAAUCUUCACAAUUCAAAAACAUCAAAAACUGACUAUUUGUCUGCAAAAGCAUCCAUUGGUAGCACAAAAGUCUUGGGAAAUGCUUGUCAAGACAUGGUAGGGCCAUCUAGCUUAACUCAUCGGAAUACCGGUCCCUUGGGGCCUUUCACAGGUUAUGCUACUAUAUUGAAGGGUUCAAAGUUUUUGAAGCCUGCACAGCAGCUGCUCGAUGAAAUUUGUAAUGUAAAUGCUCCACAACUCAUCAAGACAUAUGAUAAAUUACAUCAUUCGGUGGAGGGUUCUAUAGAUGCUGUCAAUGUGGCUGAAUCUGUGGUUGGAGCUAGAGGUGGUGACUCAGGUGUUUCAUCGUCAACAUUUUACAGUUCAAAUGAAAUUAGUGGGGAAGCUGGCGUCCGAAGCAGCUCUGGUGAAUCUUAUCGGCCCGAAUAUCAACAAAAGAAAGCAAAGUUAUUAUUUAUGCAGGAGGAGAUUUCCAGAAGGUACAAACAAUAUCAUCAGCAGAUGAAAAUGGUGGUUUCCUCGUUCGAAUCGGUGGCUGGUCUUAGUACCGCAACCCCCUACAUUUCUUUGGCGCUCAGAACAGUUUCAAGGCACUUCCAAUGCCUAAAGAAUGCCAUAUCCGACCAACUGAAGCACAUAAGAAAUGCCUUAGGGGAGGAAUUGCCAUCUCCCAUUACUGGUGCAAGCAGUUGUAGAGGUGACACGAGCACAUCAAGGUUAAAAUUCAUUGACCAUGGCUUUAUGAAGCAAAAGUUCGGUGGGGGAAACCUGGGCUUUUAUGAAACCCAGCAGCAUGUCUGGAGGCCCCAGAGAGGCCUGCCAGAACGCGCAGUAGCCAUUCUUAGAGCCUGGCUAUUCGAACACUUCCUUCAUCCGUAUCCAACUGACACGGAUAAGCAUAUGUUGGCCACUCAAACCGGAUUAUCUCGAAACCAGGUGUCAAAUUGGUUCAUCAAUGCUCGAGUCCGGGUGUGGAAACCCAUGGUUGAAGAAAUACACAUGCUUGAAACCAAAGGUUCUGCAGAAGCCAACUCAAACGCAAACAAAAAUGAUGGAGACCCUCCCGAAGGCACCAGCCAGCCAAAUGGCGAUCAAUCUUCCGACAAGGUCGUUGGUGCAGCAAGCAAGCAAGUCGAGAUUGGAGCUAAUACCGAGCAAUGGAUUCAGGAGAAGCGGUCAAGAGUGGAGUGCCAAAUCCCGUCCAGCAUGGAUGGAUCUUUGAUGGGAUUCAUGCCGUACCAGCCGAGCAGGCUCGAGAUCGGUGGACUGGGAGCCGUGUCUCUGACGUUGGGCCUGAGGCAAAGUGCCGAGAGCGCGCAGCCCCAACAAGAACAUCAACUUAGCCAGCAUUUUGGAGUGCAUAUUAUUCACGAUUUUGUUGGUUAACUCAACUGGCAACUAUAUAUCUCCCGUUAGAAUCGCUUUCUCCGGAGAAAUAAAAGGUGAAAAGGCUGCUUGCUACUAGCUCCUUUUGCUCUCAGUAACAAUUAUAUGGUGGACGUAGGAAUAUUGAAGAUGUGGGUCAUAGAUAGCGUUCGCCAUUAGGUGGAAGAUCAUGGAUAAAGAUUGGUUGAUGUAUGACAUGAUAUAGCGGCUAGGUGAACCAAGGGCCAGUCAAUCUCCAAAAAUAUAUAUGGUAUUUGCUAAGAUGCAUGCUAUACAAUCUUAAAAAUGAAAUCCAAGUGAAAGGAUCCAAGAAAGAAAGCUCUCUCUUUCUGCACGCUGUUGAUGUUUAUUGAUACAGAUUCCCGAGAAAAUAUCU